CAAACAGUUUGACACAUGGGAUAUUUUUUUUUCCCUUCAUUUUCCCCAUCUCUCCUGUUCUUUCCAGCUUUUACUAGCACACACAGUCUCUCUCUCUCUCUCUCUCUCUCUCUCUCUCUCUCUCUCUCUCUCUCUCUCUCUCUCUCUCUCUCUCUCUCUCUCUCUCUCUCUCUCUCUCUCUCUCCUUGAAGUUUGUGGGUUGAACUUUUAAGCUCCCUGGCAGCGCUUCACUGGUAGCUGUGAAACUAAACGCAGCCUCUGUCUGUGAGUAGAGGAAAGAGAGAGAGAGAAAAAGAAAGGAAAGAGGGUGGAUGAGCAAGACAGAGAGAGGGAGAGCAAAAGGGGAUCAGACACACUAAACAGUGGGCGAGACAGAUCCAGCAAGAGCUGGACAGAGACAGAUCAAGGCAGACAGGAGAAUGUCUCACCGGCUUCGGCUGUAUUUUGGAUCGGGUCGCAGUAACACUGCUCCAGAGUUGGAGCAGCUAAAUGGGACAGUGGAGGACAGAGAUGAGAUUGGCUACAGCGGAGCAGGGGCUACAACGCAGAGUCAAAACGGAGGCCUUUCUGAGAGGCCGGAAUCGGGUGCUUGUUCGGACUCCUCUCUAAAGCGAAGCUCUUCCAUGUUCAUCCCACAGCUCCAGGGUCAAACUGAACCACGGAUGACCAAAAGUACCUCUGUCCAGAUAUCUCUUCAACGCACAACUGCACCUCAAGAAGAUGCAUUGCCCUUUGAUCCACCUCCGGAGUACCCUCAGGAGCCAGCUCCUGCAUACACUGAGCCUGAUGAAAGCUGGCACUUACCUCCACCUCCAGCUUACCACAGAGGAGAAGCCCCAUCCUACCAAAAUGUGGAACUAGGUAAUGAGCCUGUCCAGCCUAAGAGGCAAGUCUUUUGUGUCCGGCCGUGUGAUGGACAAAAUGGUUAUGCUAGUUUGGGUGUACCCAGUAAUCAAGGGAUUACCAUUGGAGGUUUCUGUAUUCGAAGGAGAUCUGCAGAUGGCUCGGAUAUCCAGCAGUUCCGGAUCAUGCCGCACAGCAAGAAUAACCAGAAUGGCCACCGAUGGUCUGUCCAGCAAAGUUCGGAAAGAGGUCCUGGAAUGCAAAGACUCGUCUUCCAGCUUCAACAGGACCAAGUAAGGCACCCCAGCCCCACUCCUCAGACUGACACGAGUGAUUUGGGCAUUACAGGUACUAAAGGCAGUCGCGUGGUGCGGUACCCUCGGAUCCGACUUGAGAGGAGCACCUCGCAGCCAUUACAGCCCAGAGGAGUUCCUUCCCGGCUCGGAUCUAUGCCAAAUCUUCAUGCCCCGAUCUCAGAAAUGGAGACUGAGAGUGAGAUUGUUGAGAACGGUGCUCAAGGUUGCACAUUAAAAAUUAGAAAAGAACAGAACUCCCGACAGCCCAAAUUUAAGAUCUAUUUCAGCCAGGGAAGUGAGCACGGUCCCAUCUUUGCACGGGAUAUUAGCUUUGGAAAGAUGCCUACCAGCAGCAAUCCACAGUUUGUAAGUGGCUGGAGAAUGGGAAAAACAGAUGAAAGAAGAGGUAGCAGGAUUUUGGUGGAGGAAAGAGGAGGUGGGUUCAGGAAUGACUUGCCCACAUUCUGGGAAAUGAAAAUUCCACAAAAAUGGGGGCCAAGAGCAAGACGUAACCACACUGUCUUUUAGUUUCCCAACAAGCAUACAAACUCUUAUACUGCCGAUACUCAAGAAGUGGAAAAUGUAUAGAAGCCAGAAGCACUUUCAGAUGUAACUUCAUUCAUGGGGGCUUGUCCACUUGUGUUUUUCCCCCUCUCUUGAAGAGGAGCCUGUUCUAUCUUUAGUCCCGUGUCAAGUGUUGUUGUUGGUUUUGAAAGCGGCCUUUCUCCUUUGGCCUGGGUCACCGUUCAUCUCUUGUCACAGCUGUUCUGUGGUGAUUAAGGUCUAAUAUAUAGUUACACAUACUGCUGUUUUUACAAUACUUUGCUGAAGUGUUAUUGCUCAAAUGUAGAAAAUCUUCAUGCAUCAUAGUUAUAUUAAGCUCAAGACUUUGUUUUCAGAGUUUCUCACAUCUUAAGCAUUUGCUCUUUCCAACAGUCCUCCUGGUUCUUUUUGUUUUGCCACAUGUAAUUUGUCAUUCCCUUCAGGUUACCAUUGAGUUUACUGGCUUUGAAAGUCCCUUCAGUGAUUAAUUCCUGUUCGUCUUAGAAACCAAUUCAUCAGUAUAGUGCUGACACACUGUAAGUGUGUGACAUUCAUUGGUUUGUCACCAACCAAUACUAGUACUAGAAUUAGUAUUCAUCAUGCGCAGAAGCUGUAAGAGCAUCUUUCCUAUGGAAUGUGGAAAGCAGGGCUUCAGUAUCACAGAUGUUACACUUGCAAACGGACAGUCC
Puntigrus tetrazona (Sumatra barb) is the source of this 2371-nucleotide messenger RNA. RefSeq lists its product as uncharacterized. Lineage: Eukaryota; Metazoa; Chordata; Actinopteri; Cypriniformes; Cyprinidae. The transcript has 2 exons. The record is from RefSeq and is a predicted model, not a curated record. The coding region runs from base 420 to 1667 and encodes 415 amino acids.